AUGGAUUUACCUACCAUGAUUUAUACCCUUCGAAGCAAAGAAAGGUAUAAGGUGUCACAGAUACUAUUCAGGAGCAAGAUAGAUGAAGGUACCAAAGUUGGUAUUUACAUACUCAAGAUUGCCAAGUAUUUAAAUACACAUAUAGCUUUGGAUUGUGGACUAAGUGAAGAUUUAGCAAUAAAUCUGAUCUUACAGUCCUUGCCAAGUUCAUUUGAUCAAUUUGUCAACGAUCAUGUUGAGAAAGGUGAGACUAAAACCUUACAAGAAGUUCUAGAAUUGUUGGAGACUUAUGAUAUGGACAUGGAAAUGUCUAAAGCCUUGACAAUAGUUGAAGCUAACUCAAGUGUGAAUCAAGAUGCUCAUAAGAUAGAAGGAAUCAUUGAAAGGAAAGAUGUUUCUCCUCACUGUGGAAAUCCUUGA
Molecule: messenger RNA, 420 nt
Organism: Pistacia vera
Lineage: Eukaryota; Viridiplantae; Streptophyta; Magnoliopsida; Sapindales; Anacardiaceae
Exons: 1
Coding region: 1-420 (139 amino acids)
Source: RefSeq, a predicted model, not a curated record